ACCUGCAAGACGCCCAACCCAAGUUCCACCAAAAUGCAUAACUGACGAUGAAGGCUCGGAGAGUUACCGGGUGGGCCAUCGCGCGCGCCUUCAGCUCCGCGUCCUCUGCUUCACUACCUCAAUCGGGACCGGCGUUCCCUCUGAAAACAGUCACCAAAUCAAACUUUGAAGCCUCGAUUGCUGAGCUUCGUCACCAUGUGCGAGCUUCGGACUUCGUUGCCAUUGAUCUUGAAAUGACCGGAAUCACCAGCGCCCCAUGGCGGGAGUCCUUCGAGUUCGACCGCUCCGAUGUUCGCUACCUUAAGGUCAAGGAUUCUGCGGAUAAGUUCGCCGUCGUACAGUUUGGCGUGUGUCCCUUCCGCUGGGAUUCUGCCAGUCAGUUGUUCGUCGCUUAUCCGUACAAUUUUUAUGUUUUUCCACGUGAAGAGCUUGCGGGCUUGGGUCCUCGUAAUGAGUUUCUCUGCCAGACAUCUUCAAUUGAUUUUUUGGCUAAAUACCAGUUUGAUUUUAAUGCAUGCAUACAUGAAGGAAUAUCUUAUUUAUCCAGAGAACAAGAAAGUGAAGCUAUAAGGUGCUUGAAUUCAAGUAAUGAUGAUGAGUGGUUAGAUGAAGAUUCAAGACUGGGCAUAAAAAAUGUCAAAGACAUAGCAUCAGUCAGCAUCGCAGAUGUGUUGUUCACUGAACGAAUGAAAAACAAAUUCAGUGAAUGGCGUGAUGGAUUAUUUCAGGAGCAAGAAAGGGAAGACAAAAUUCAGAGAUUGUCAGAAGUUUCAAAACAGCAACUUCAAGUCAUUUUCUAUAAGAUGCGUCCAGCUCUAAGACUUUGUGGAUUCACAUCUCAUCAGCUUAAACUGAUUAAGUUGGUUGUCAGAAGCCAUUUCAAAGAUCUUUUUUAUGUCAGUGUAAACAGUGAGGAUUCUGGCUUGCAACAUAUGGUUGUCUAUACAGACUCAAGGGAUGAACUGAAAUCCCUUCUGAAAGAAGUGAAAGACAGGCAUCAAAGGGAAGUAGAGACGAAGAUUCAAGCUGCGGUAGGAUUCCGCCAUGUUAUUGACCUCCUUUCCUCUGAACAGAAGCUGAUAGUCGGUCACAAUUGCUUUUUGGAUAUUGCUCAUGUAUACAGCAAAUUUAUUGGUCCUCUUCCAAGGACUGCUGAAGAAUUUGUCUCCUCUGUUAACAAGUAUUUCCCAUAUGUUGUUGACACCAAAAUGCUCUUGAAUAGCAAUAAUUUACUCCAAACAAGGAUGAAAGGGUCUCCGAAAUCACUGGCCUCUGUAUUUUCCUUUUUGUGUCCACAAAUAGCUGUUGGAUUCAAAAGCAGUGACUUAGCUUCUUCGUCAUCCAUGAAAGUGGAGGUCCAAGUGAAUGAUUUAAGGUCAUCUAGCUGGAACCCUGGAGGCAAGCAUGAAGCUGGAUAUGAUGCUUUCAUGACCGGAUGUGUCUUUGCCCAGCUUUGCAGUCAUUUAGGAGUUAACUUUAAACUCAAUGACUCUUCACAACAUUUAGCCCUCAGCGACAAAAUUCGGAAGUACAUUAACCUUCUUUAUCUUAAUUGGUUGCAUGGGGACGUUAUUGAUCUAAAUACUGGUGAUAAAGUUGCAGAUUUUGGGGUUCAUACCCUCAAGAGACAACAUCAUAAGAUUUUGUUUGAGAAUGUAGUUCUUAUCUGGGGACUUCCUUUCAAGCUCAAGACAAGUGAAGUAAGAGAUUGCAUAACCAAAGUUUAUGGUCCAACUUCUGUAGUUUCGGUCUACCGCUUGGAUGAAACUGCAGUAUUUGUGCAGCUGAGCAAGACUGAACUAGUCUCAGACUUCCUUUCAUUGAAGGAAACCUUAGAGAGACAAGGUAGUCCACUUUCGGCUAUGCAUCCUCUUGCGAAACUUUUGGAAGGUGGAAACACAUGCGCUGCUUCUUAUGAGACUUACAAAGAAAUAUGUGGUUCGCCACUUUCAGAAGUUCUGUUUGCUGAUCAGGCAAAGGCAGCUGGUAUAGAGUGGAAGACCCAGUUAGUAGAACACAAGGCUGACCUGGAAACUGUAGAAAAGACUGAGCCAACCACACUUGACCAGUUACGAAAUGCUGUACCUCAUGAUCAAGUCUCAAAUGAUGAGUUCAUGGGAUCUUUCUGUGCAACUGAGGUGAAUCAGAUCAAAACUGCCAAUUUGCGAUGAUGAGACAAGAUUUAGAUGACUUAUUUCAUGUGUUUGCUAUCGAGUUUUUCAAUAGAAAUACGUGUAGAUGUGAAUUUUUAUCUCGGUUAUGUGGUAUUGAAUUAUAGGUUAAAAAAAAAAACAAUAAGGAGAAUAUUUUUAUUCAUGUUGAUGGCAAAAAUAAAAACUUAAGCCAAAUUGUGCCCUUUGUAA
Neltuma alba is the source of this 2363-nucleotide messenger RNA. Its product is annotated as poly(A)-specific ribonuclease PARN. Gene Ontology annotation, molecular function: RNA binding; 3'-5'-RNA exonuclease activity. The transcript has 7 exons. The record is from RefSeq and is a predicted model, not a curated record. NCBI's taxonomy places the organism in Eukaryota, Viridiplantae, Streptophyta, Magnoliopsida, Fabales, Fabaceae. The coding region runs from base 48 to 2171 and encodes 707 amino acids.